Messenger RNA from Plectropomus leopardus (leopard coralgrouper), 2169 nucleotides. RefSeq names its product cathepsin F (gene ctsf). Lineage: Eukaryota; Metazoa; Chordata; Actinopteri; Perciformes; Serranidae. The record is from RefSeq and is a predicted model, not a curated record. Gene Ontology annotation, molecular function: cysteine-type peptidase activity; cysteine-type endopeptidase inhibitor activity. Gene Ontology annotation, biological process: proteolysis.
CUCUGUUUGGCAACAACACCGGACCGCUGCCUCUUGUAUAAUCACAACCGAUAGCCUGAUAUCGAUUUUUCUUUUAGGAAAACAAACAUACCUCUUUAACUGAGCAAGGACGGGAAACUAGUCCCUCUUCUCUUUGACGACACACCAGAGAAAACAUGGUGGUCGGAUCCCGCUGUCCGGUAAUCCCGUGGCUGGCCUUGGCCGCCGUGCUGGGUUCGGUAUUCGGGCUUGGUGAGGACAUCGACCGGCCUCUCUUCGGGCCUCCGGGCUCUCCAAUCCGUCUGCAUGAGUCCGACCCCGGGCUGAAGAAGGCUCUGGAGUUCGCCGAGGAGCGCUACAACCGGGGAUCCAAUGCCAUGCACCUCCGCAAAAUCAGCCGGCUCAUCUCCGCCAGCAAACAGCUGGUUAAGGGUAUCCGCUACACCAUAACAGUGGAACUGAGUAACACCCAAUGUAAAAAAUCCGCCAUGCUCAGGACAUGUGACUUCUAUCCCGAGUUACAGAAACUCAAGACGGAGGUGUGUGUGUUCGAAGUGUGGGACGUCCCCUGGCAGGGCACUUCAACUCUGCUCAAACAAAAGUGCCAGCCUAAAGUUGAACCGCAACAAGAAGAGACCAACCAGGUUGUAGAUGCGUCCACCAGCCAGCCUCUGGAGGAGUCUGUGGAGCUGUUGGGCCAGUUCAAAGAGUUCAUGGUCAAAUACAAUAAAGUUUACAGCAGCCAAGAGGAGGCAGAUCAUCGUCUGCGCAUCUUUCACGAGAACCUGAAGACUGCUGAGAAGCUCCAGUCUUUGGAUCAAGGAUCAGCUGAGUAUGGAGUCACCAAGUUCAGCGACCUAACUGAGGAAGAGUUUCGCUCUAUGUACCUGAAUCCUCUACUUAGCCAAUGGACUCUUCAUCGACCAAUGAAACCGGCCCCCCCUGCCAGAGGCCCUGCCCCUGCCAGCUGGGAUUGGAGGGAUCAUGGAGCCGUCAGUUCCGUUAAGGACCAGGGGAUGUGUGGCUCCUGCUGGGCAUUUUCUGUGACGGGCAACAUUGAAGGCCAGUGGUUCCUGAAAAAUGGGACACUGCUGUCCCUCUCUGAACAAGAGCUGGUUGACUGUGAUGGGCUGGAUCAGGCGUGCAGAGGAGGGCUGCCAUCAAAUGCUUAUGAAGCUAUUGAGAAGCUUGGUGGUCUGGAGACAGAGACUGACUACUCAUACACCGGGCAAAAGCAGAGGUGCGACUUCACCAGCAUGAAGGUGGCCGCCUACAUCAACAGCUCUGUGGAGCUGUCCAAAGACGAGAAGGAAAUUGCAGCCUGGCUGGCUGAGAAUGGACCGAUCUCCGUUGCACUGAAUGCAUUUGCCAUGCAGUUCUACAGGAAGGGUGUGUCUCACCCUCUGAAGAUCUUCUGCAACCCCUGGAUGAUUGACCACGCUGUGCUGAUGGUGGGAUACGGAGAACGUAAAGGUGUCCCAUUCUGGGCCAUCAAAAACAGCUGGGGGGAGGAUUAUGGAGAGCAGGGUUACUACUACCUAUACAGAGGCUCCAAUGCCUGUGGGAUCAACAAGAUGUGCUCAUCUGCUGUCGUCAACUAAAGCACUAACAUACUCACAAAUACACACACACACACACACACACAUGCUAUCAUACUUCAUGUACCACAGUUUCCAGCUGCUCCCCCCUUUGCACAAGUCACACACACAUUUAAAUCAGAACGCAUGAUUCCAACCAGACACAUAAAAAGUCCUGCUGAUGUUACUUUUCCAUUAAACCAGACCAGUGUUCCCCCCUGAUACCUCACACCUCAUGUCAGUUUACCGAAAACAUACCAGCUCUAAUAAAGAUAGCCUCACUGAGGAAUUUUAUAGUAGUUUUAAAGUAUGUACGCAUCUCAUUCCGUUAGUCCGUCAGGUCACAAUGAUUGCUGUGUUUUAGGGAGUUUUGGUUUUAACUUGUCUUUCCUCACAGUAACUGAGCCCUCAAUUGAUAAAGAGUGUGCACUAGUCGUAGUUCUGUCUCGUGUGAGUUCUCCUGGAUGUUUUGUUACAAGUGUCAAGCUAAUGCUAUAUAGGGUUUUACCUUAUAUUGAUCUGCACAUUACUACAUUACUGCUAUGUAAUUUUAAGAAUUGCUGUAAGACAGUGAGAAAUGAAUGAGGAUUGAAUAAUAAAGUGUGGAAUCCUA